Molecule: messenger RNA, 561 nt
Organism: Histoplasma mississippiense
Lineage: Eukaryota; Fungi; Ascomycota; Eurotiomycetes; Onygenales; Ajellomycetaceae
Product: protein rer1
Exons: 4
Coding region: 1-561 (186 amino acids)
Biological process (GO): retrograde vesicle-mediated transport, Golgi to endoplasmic reticulum; protein retention in ER lumen
Cellular component (GO): Golgi membrane
Source: RefSeq, a predicted model, not a curated record
AUGGAUGCCGUUGAGCCUGACCAGACGCCUUUUGCGGCAGUGACGACGCAUACCUCAAAGCUGGCUCGGAAAUACCAAGCCUAUCUUGAUGCCGCAACCCCUUACACUACAUACCGAUGGAUAGGCACUGGCCUUCUGCUUGUUGUCUUCUUCUUGAGAAUUGUUAUGGCACAGGGCUGGUAUAUCGUCGCCUACACCCUGGGAAUCUAUCUUCUCAACCUCUUUCUUGCCUUUCUACAACCCAAGUUCGAUCCAUCUCUCACGCAGGAUGAGGGCCUAGAGGAUGGCGAAAGCUCUCUCCCAACCAAACAGGACGACGAGUUCCGCCCUUUCAUUCGAAGACUCCCUGAGUUCAAAUUUUGGCAUUCGGCCACCCGGGCGAUCUUCAUCGCAUUCCUCUGCUCCUGGUCGGAGAUCUUCAAUAUCCCCGUCUUCUGGCCUGUCUUGGUGGUCUACUGGUUGCUGCUAUUUGGCCUCACGAUGCGACGACAAAUACAACACAUGAUUAAAUACCGCUACGUCCCCUUCACGUUCGGCAAAGCGAAAUAUGGCCGUAGCUAA